CCAGUGGAUGGCGUCGAUUGCUAGUCAGUAUAUGAACUUUGAUCUACAUAGAAAAGGAUCGCCUCAAAGUCAAACUUCAUUAGGCAUGUGAGAGAAGAGGACAUGGUAUGACAUCUGUUUGAGGGUGGUAGCGUUCUGGACAAAUGGAGGACUUCUGGGGUGUAGCAAUUUCGGUGUUGAGGAUGUGGUUCUCACUGGUAGUCGGGCUCAUCAUGCUGCCAGCAAUGUUUGGUGUCUCCCUGGGGAUAACAGAAUCGUACAUGAAGGUCUUAAUCAAAACCCUGAAGUGGGCCACUAUGCGGAUACAGAGGGGAGCCCAGGAACAACAGGAACAACAGACACUGAAGGCCUCUGCAUCCAAUGAAAUUAUCCAGAGGGAUGAAGGUUCCAUGGAGCAGGAGAUUGGGGAGCUACGGCGCAGUCAGCCGAAGCACCAGGAGGGCGGGGACUUCGCUCUCAGCGAUGUCUUCUACUUCAGCAGGAAGGGCAUCGAGACCAUUGUUGAGGAUGAGGUCACUCAGAGGUUCACAUCCGAGGAGCUGGUCUCCUGGAACCUGCUCACACGCACCAACCUCAACUUCUACUAUAUCAGUCUCCGGCUCACCAUCCUAUGGGGAGUGGGCGUUGUGGUGCGUUACUGUAUCCUUCUCCCUCUGAGAAUUACCCUGACAUGUAUAGGUCUAACCUGGCUGGUGAUAGGGACAACAUUGGUUGGGUUUCUCCCAAACAUAAGGGUGAAGAAUUGGCUAAGUGAGCUUGUCCAUGUCAUGUGCUACAGGAUCUGUGCAAGGGGCCUUUCAGCUGUUAUCCACUACCACAAUAAAGAAAACAGGCCCAAAAGAGGGGGAAUUUGUGUUGCUAAUCACACCUCGCCAAUCGAUAUAGUCAUUCUUGCCAAUGAUGGCUGCUAUGCUAUGGUUGGUCAAGUCCAUGGUGGCCUCAUGGGAGUGAUUCAGAGAGCCAUGGUGAGGUCCUGUCCACACAUCUGGUUUGAGCGAGCGGAGAUGAAAGAUCGCCACCUUGUGACUCAGAGGCUGAAAGAUCAUGUGAAUGACAAGACCAAGCUUCCCAUAUUGAUUUUCCCUGAGGGAACAUGCAUCAACAACACAUCAGUCAUGAUGUUUAAAAAAGGAAGUUUUGAGAUUGGUGGCACAAUCUACCCAGUUGCUAUAAAGUAUGACCCCCAGUUUGGCGAUGCCUUCUGGAACAGUUCUAAGUACAACAUGGUGAGCUAUCUGCUGAGAAUGAUGACAAGUUGGGCCAUCAUGUGCAAUGUCUGGUAUCUUCCUUCCAUGACUCAAGAGGAUGGGGAAGAUGCAGUUCAAUUUGCCAACAGAGUCAAAUCCGCAAUCGCUCGCCAGGGCGGACUAGUAGAUUUAUCCUGGGAUGGGGGCUUGAAGAGAGGAAAAGUGAAGGAGACGUUAAAGGAGCAGCAACAGAAGCAGUAUAGCAGUAUGGUGGUCGGAGAGGACAGCAGUGGCAGUGGCGACGCCAGUGAUUGAUCUGUUCAACUUCAACUAAGCCACCAGAGCCACCAGAAAGAGGGUUAACGAUGGGACAAGUUUCUCAGCACCUUUCAUGGCAAAGGUUUAGAGUCUUCCACCACGGGAACUGAAUGGUGUUUUGGGGAAUGGAAUGGAUUCAUGGGGGAUUGAAUCACUUUACUUUGAUCGAGAGAUGUUUUACUUGAUAUUCAAGAAAGUAUGAAGCUCAGGUUAGGAUUUGUCAUGUAUUGUGUGUCGCAUUACAGAGUUGCACGUUGUGUAAGACAUGCUCUACUAAUUCGAAAAUAAAGUUUUAGGCACUCUGAAGCGUAAA
This is a messenger RNA of Clupea harengus (Atlantic herring), 1818 nucleotides long. It is a transcript of the gene agpat9l, whose product is annotated as 1-acylglycerol-3-phosphate O-acyltransferase 9, like. Gene Ontology annotation, molecular function: glycerol-3-phosphate O-acyltransferase activity. The record is from RefSeq and is a predicted model, not a curated record. Gene Ontology annotation, cellular component: endoplasmic reticulum. Gene Ontology annotation, biological process: triglyceride biosynthetic process. NCBI's taxonomy places the organism in Eukaryota, Metazoa, Chordata, Actinopteri, Clupeiformes, Clupeidae.